Molecule: messenger RNA, 2426 nt
Organism: Olea europaea var. sylvestris
Lineage: Eukaryota; Viridiplantae; Streptophyta; Magnoliopsida; Lamiales; Oleaceae
Product: transcription factor bHLH13-like
Exons: 2
Coding region: 395-2194 (599 amino acids)
Biological process (GO): regulation of DNA-templated transcription
Cellular component (GO): nucleus
Molecular function (GO): protein dimerization activity; transcription cis-regulatory region binding; DNA-binding transcription factor activity
Source: RefSeq, a predicted model, not a curated record
AAACAGCAGUUGGGAUUUAGGGGAAACAAAAUAGCGCAAAAGAAAGAACCUCCAAACGUCCCAACUUCUCUGAAUCUGGUCCAGCUCUCCACCCAUCCUGAAAGGAAAAGGGGAAAAAAAAAUUUACUACUGAAUCCUCACUUUCUUGGCCAAUCUGUGAUUUUAGAAACUCAGAGAUUGAUUUAUGGCCUUCGGGAUCGGAAACUAGAAGUAUUACGAAUUGGGUAUUUGCCAAAAAGAUCAAUUUUUGUUUUCAAGAGGGAACGUUGGUUUUUGUUGGAUUGAUUUGUGAUUCAAAAUUGUUGUAAUAAAAGUUUGCGUUUUGUUGUCUUCUUGUCGUGCUACUGUGUAUAUAAGGUUGCCUGUCUGUUUGGCUUGUGUUUGGAGUUGAGAGAUGGGUGGAAUUUUGUGGAAUGAUGAGGAUAAGGCUACGGUGGCUGUGGUUUUUGGAACUAAGGCUUUUGAUUACUUGAUGUCAAGCUCGGUUUUGGCCGAAUGUUCAUUAAUGGCAAUGGGAAGUGAUGAGAAUUUACAGAAUAAGCUUUCAGAUCUUGUGGAGCAUCCUAAUGCAGCCAGUUUUAGUUGGAAUUAUGCAAUUUUCUGGCAACUUUCGCGAUCGAAGUCCGGUGACUUGGUCCUAGGAUGGGGGGACGGGUGUUGUCGAGAGCCUCGUGAAGGUGAAGAGUCUGAAGCAACUCGGAUUUUGAAUUUUAGACUCGAGGAUGAGACUCAGCAAAGGAUGAGGAAAAGAGUUCUUCAGAAGUUACACACACGGUUUGGGGGAACCGAGGAAGAUAAUUAUGCUUUUGGACUGGAUAAGGUUACGGAUACUGAAAUCUUCUUCCUUGCGUCCAUGUACUUUUCUUUCCCUCGGGGAGAAGGUGGCCCAGGAAAGUGUUUUGGAUCUGGAAAACAUGUUUGGUUAUCGGAUGCAUUGAAGUCCUCGUUUGAUUACUGCGUAAGGUCGUUUCUUGCAAAAUCUGCUGGUAUGCAAACAAUUGUUUUGGUUCCUACUGACGUUGGAGUGGUGGAAUUAGGAUCCGUGAGACCGGUCCCAGAAAGCUUGGAACUUGUGCAGAUGAUAAGAUCUUCCUUUUCUUCACAUUCGUCCCUUAUCAGGACAAAUCAAGCCGUGGCUCAGCCUGUGGGAAUUGAUAGAAAAGAUGGAGAUGGCCCAAAUUCUAAUUUGGUAAUUGGUAGUCGCCCAGGAGUAGUGCCUAAGAUUUUUGGUCAGGAUAUGAAUUCCGGUUCUGUGCAGUUCAGGGAAAAGCUUGCUAGUAGGAAAUUGGAUGAUAGGCCAUGUGACGUAUACGGAAAUGGGAACAGGCUGCCAUUCGCACAUGCUAGGAGCGGUUUUCAUUGUUCAACUUGGACGCAAUUGGGUAAUGUAAAGCCAGGGAACCCGGUAGAAAUUUACAGUCCUCAGACCGCAGCAAAAAACCAAUACGAGCUUGUUAGCAGGGCAAAGGAAGAGUUUCAACUCAGCAGUUUUCAGCAUCAAAAGCCGGGGCAAAUGCAGAUUGAUUUUACGGGAGCAACUCCGAGACCUAUAACUUCCGGACCUCUAAAUGUUGAUUCUCAUCGUUUAGACGCUGAGGUUUCAUGCAAUGAAGAUCUCCUUGAUGAGAGGAGGCCACGAAAACGUGGUAGAAAGCCUGCCAAUGGAAGAGAAGAGGCUCUCAAUCACGUUGAGGCAGAGAGGCAACGGCGAGAGAAACUCAACCAACGGUUUUACGCAUUACGAGCAGUUGUGCCAAAUAUUUCCAAGAUGGACAAAGCAUCCCUUUUGGGAGAUGCCAUUGCUUACAUAACCGAACUGCAGAAGAAGCUGAAGGAUAUAGAGUUGGAGAAGGAAAAAUUAGGAAAUAUCUCACAAGAGGCAAAGAUUUCGGAAACAAAACCAAAUUCGGAAAGGCAGGAUCAACCUCCUAGCAUUGACAUUCGGUCGGUCCAUGAUGAAGUCAUUGUUAGGGUGAGCUGUCCGUUGGAUGCCCAUCCGGUAUCAUGGGUCUAUCAAGCAAUUAAGGAUGCAGAGGCAACCAUUGUUGAGUCAAAGAUCGCCACUGGCAAUGACCAUGUUUUUCACACAUUUGUCGUCAAGUCACAUGGAUUAGAGCGAAUAACUGAGGAAAAAUUGAUUGAAGCAUUUUCCCGUGAGUCCAAUCCCCGUCAAGCAUCAAAAUCUGUUGGAUAACAGUAAUAUUGUCUUUAACAAAGGCUUAAUGGGUACUGGGUAGUGCAUCAAUAUGUGGAAAUUGCCUGAAGUUUUUUUUUUUUUUUUUUUUUUUUUUGAAAUACAGGAAUUAAUAGUAGGAGUAGAAAAAUAACUCCGUCUACUGUAUAGGAUAGCAUUUUAUUAUUGUUUAUAUGACACAUUUUGUCAUGAAGAGUAAUUUUGGAAGAUAAUAUUAAAUUAUUAUGUUUAA